Molecule: messenger RNA, 692 nt
Organism: Nematolebias whitei (Rio pearlfish)
Lineage: Eukaryota; Metazoa; Chordata; Actinopteri; Cyprinodontiformes; Rivulidae
Product: heparan sulfate glucosamine 3-O-sulfotransferase 6-like
Exons: 2
Coding region: 1-633 (210 amino acids)
Molecular function (GO): [heparan sulfate]-glucosamine 3-sulfotransferase activity
Source: RefSeq, a predicted model, not a curated record
AUGCCGGAACGCAUCGGGAACCUGAUGCCUCGGACUCUGGACGGGCAGAUCACCAUGGAGAAGACGCCCAGCUACUUUGUCACAAAAGAAGCUCCCAGCCGCGUCUGCGCCAUGAACUGCCAGACCAAGCUAAUCGUGGUGGUCAGGGAUCCAGUAACGCGCGCUGUGUCCGACUACACCCAGACUCUGUCCAAGAACCCGGGCCUCCCGUCCUUCCAGAGUCUGGUCUUGAAGAACUCCUCCGGCCCAAUCGACACAUCGUGGAGCGCCGUGCGCAUCGGGCUUUACGCCAAGCACCUGGAGAACUGGCUCCAGUAUUUCCCCUUGUCUCACUUUCUGUUCGUCAGCGGCGAGCGCCUGGUUUCCGAUCCAGCCGGGGAGAUGGGUCGGGUGCAGGACUUCCUGGGCCUGAAAAGGGUCAUUUCAGACAAACAUUUCUACUUCAACGAGACCAAAGGGUUUCCCUGCUUGAAGAAGCCCGAGGGGAGCAGCAGACCUCGCUGCCUUGGAAAGUCUAAGGGCAGACCUCAUCCCCAGAUCCCAGCUGAGGUUCUGCAGAGACUCAGAGACUUCUACCGGCCGUUCAACCACCGCUUCUACCAAAUGAGCGGACAAGACUUUGGCUGGGACUGAAGUUUGACAAAAAGAGCCGUACUUUGUGUUUCUUUGCAGCUUCCACAGGGCUCAGAUUC